This is a messenger RNA of Salvia splendens (bonfire salvia), 812 nucleotides long. RefSeq names its product BTB/POZ domain-containing protein At1g01640-like. Lineage: Eukaryota; Viridiplantae; Streptophyta; Magnoliopsida; Lamiales; Lamiaceae. Gene Ontology annotation, molecular function: protein binding. Bases 16 to 786 code for a protein of 256 amino acids. The transcript is spliced from 3 exons. The record is from RefSeq and is a predicted model, not a curated record.
CGUUGUGUAGAGAGAAUGGAUUGCUGCAUUUGCAAACCGACUCUUUAUUUUCACCACACGAAUAUAAAAAAUCAAAUCUGCAUAGACUGCUUCGAAGGGGCGAAAAGAAUAAUCAUGUUCGUCCACAAAGCUGAAACUGAUAAAUCCUUUGAUUUUUAUCCAUCAAAUUACAAUAAGGGAUUUGUAAAGGCCUUGAAAUGGAUGGCGGAUACGAAGAUGGAAAAUGAUCAGAGGAAGAAUUCAAGUGGCUUUGCCACCGCUUUGAGGGAUCAAAUCCACACUGAUAUUCAAGUCAUGGCCGGUGACAACGAGUCCCCGAUACCCGCUCAUAGAGUAAUACUGGCAAUGAGAUCGACAAUAUUUCGAAACAUGCUAGAUUCGGACCAAUGCAAAGCUCCGGCAAAUAAAACGAUAACGCUACCGGAGCUGUCUCACGAGGAACUAGACGCCCUACUCGAGUUCUUGUACAGUGGAAGCCUUCCAAAAGAGAAGAUGGAGAAACACAUUUGCUCGUUGGCGAUCGCUGCAGACAAAUACGAGAUCCCUUUGCUGCAGAAGUUUUGCGAAAAUGAGAUGCUUGGAUCACUGAAAUCAUCCAACGCGCUUGAUAUCUUGGAAAUAGCUGACGCUUGCUCCAACCAAAACCUUAAAGAAACAACCAUAAGCUUCAUUGCAAGAAACAUGGAAGAUGUAGUUUUCUCCUCCCGCUUUGAGGACUUCGUGCUCAAGAAUCCUCAUCUAAGUUUACAAAUCACAAGGGCAUCUGUCACGAAUAAUAAAAAAUGAAAUAUUGGUAGUUCUUACAAGGUGGA